Messenger RNA from Pocillopora damicornis (cauliflower coral), 3799 nucleotides. RefSeq lists its product as uncharacterized. NCBI's taxonomy places the organism in Eukaryota, Metazoa, Cnidaria, Anthozoa, Scleractinia, Pocilloporidae. The record is from RefSeq and is a predicted model, not a curated record.
AUCUUGAAUGAGAUAAGGAAAGAGAUGAGGUUACUUUUCCUUAUUUUUGUGAUAGCCUGGUUUCAUCCAUCGGUUUAUUCAGCUCCGUUUGACGUUCGCAUUGGAAGAGGGCUUGCACUAAGACUUCAUAGAAGGCAGGUUGCAUAUCAAGGAUAUCCAGGUUAUCCAGAGUACACGUCUACCACGUCACAACAGACAUUCAACCAGAAUGUUGCAACACAGCAGACAGGCGUCACAUCUUCACAAACCUUGAGCUCAGCUGAUUUGAACGGCAGUCCCGGAGCGACGGUUGCCUCAACUCCGACAACGCAGACAGGACAACAGCAACUAGCAACCCAAACUGGUGCUCGGGUUGUCCCAGUUCAGAACAUCUAUCACACUUCCUAUUCUUCUUUGUCAGCUGCUGAAAAUUCAUAUCUUAAAAACAGCUCUUCUGCGCAAGAUGUGACACAAUCAUCAGGAAAUUCAUACAAAAACAGUUCAGCAGCUCCAGUUGCCACAAAUUCAACCCUUGGCGACAGUUACCCUGUAUACUAUGUGUCAAGCUAUCAAGAGCCAACUAUACAGCGGCCGAUUUCACAACCUACAUCAAAUGCAACGACAAAUCCGCCUUCUUCCUCAUCUACACUAAUAACUUCAUCAUCAGCACGUAAUAAAAAUAAUUAUCCAGUAUACUACGUCACGAGUCCUAACGACGAAAGCCAACAGACACCUGGAAUCAGCGAUAACAAUUCGAUCCUCGAGAAAUCAACAAAAACCGUCUCUCAAAAUAAUGAUACCGAUAGUUAUCCUAUCUAUUAUGUGAGCAGCUAUAACAAUGCCACCACUCAGAAAACACCAGCUCAGAAUAUAACAGCUGGUUCAAUCAAUGGAACUGAUACGUCUGACAAUUAUCCUGUUUACAAUGUGGUCAGCCCUGAAACGAGUAAGGACGGUUUAAGAGAACCAUCGAAUAGCAAGGUUCCCGACUCACCCGUUACUUAUGAAAUAAUAAAUAGCACGUCAACUUCUAAACUGAACGGUAACAAUUCUGUUCCUUCUUCAAUUCCAUUCAAUAAUACCCAGUCUACAGCUAGUAGCAGUAACUAUCCCUCUGCUUCCACAUCAGCGCCGGCAUCACCACCAGCAAAUAGUGCCUAUAACUAUUCAUCUUAUCCUGUGGCUCCUGCUCCCUACAGUACAGGCAGCACAUCAUCCCCUGCAAGUGCUCCUUCUCCAGCAACCUACCAAGGCUACGGAACACCAUCAACCUCAGCAUAUCCAGCGCCAGCGCCAGCUCCAUAUCCUGUGCCAAGCUAUUAUGGCUACUCAGCCAGUCAACCAUCUGCAUCACCAUCAACAGUUCAGUCACCUGCACAGCCUUCAAAUAACUCGUACGCUUCCACAUCUCAAGCUCCAGCCCCAGCCCCAGCCCCAGCCCCAGCCCUAGCUCCGGCUCCGGCUCCGGCUCCGGCUCCAGCCCCAGCACUAGCUCCAUCUUCUUCGUCUCCAUCGACCAUACAGACAUCUGCACUGGCUUCAACCAGCUCCUAUAUUUCCACAAAUCAGUCCUCAGCCCUUGCACCUGCUCCAGCACCAGCUCCACCUCCAGUUCCUGCUUAUCGUCAGACUCCAGCUCCAGCACUGACACCAGCUUCAGCUCCAGCUCCAGCUUCAGCUUCAUCUGCAUCUUCCCCUCAAAUCACCGGCGUGUCAUCUUCUCCUCCUCCUCUUUCAUCAGAAGCCGAGUCCUCCUAUUCUUCAGCUGGAGAUCAGACGUCUUCUUCUGUUCAAGUCUUGAACACUCCUACCUCCCUUUCUAACCUGAGCUCACAAGAAACUCUCAACUCAGAAUACGAAAACGCAUCAUAUGUCAUCGCCACCCCUCCUGAGAAAGAAACGAUUAUGUUUCUUCCUUCUCCUUCUUUUCCCCUGUCUUCACAAGCCACAAAAUCAGCAAGUUCUAAAAACGCAAAAAGUUCGUCAUCCAAACAAAUGAAUCAACCAUCUCUGUUAAAUGCCACUAUUUCUAAACCCCCAGCUCUAGCCAAUACAACAGAGAUCACUGCCAAUCCCACUUCUAAACCACAAGUGCCUCCACCGGCUAUAAACAAUACCAACAUGCAACAAACCUCAAAUGCUUCGCUGUCAGUCGUGCCCCAGAACAUCAGUUUUCCUGCUUUCAGAAAUAUGACGGACAUGUCUAACACAUCUUUUGGUGAACCUAGUUAUAGCCCUCUGCCAGCUCCAACAGACGGACCAAUAAUCGAGAUACCAUUAUCUCCUGAGGAUCAAUUUCAUUCGCCUUCGGUAGUCAAGACGAAACCGCCUCCAUCGCACUUACCGACAAAGCCUCCCCCUGCGGCUCAUUCUGUGCUAGUCACGACAAAACCUCCUGCGGCUGUUGGAGCUCAUGCAACUGGCAAACAUAAGGCGAAUGAGUUGGGCUUUGGCGACAAAUAUUUAGCCUCUCAAAAUAAACGUGCUCGCCAUAGGAACGUAAUAUUCGACGGAAUCGCCGGAGACAGUCAAUCCUUCAGCAACUAUCAAGUAUUCAGUCAGCAUGAUGUAUUCUUCCCAAGAAAUGGUAGGAAACGAAGAAAUGUACCCGUUACUUAAACCUGGUGACUGAAAAGUGUGGAUGAUUUACCGCAGGUCAAACGCAGGAACAAGUAUUUUCAAUGGGAAUCUUAAAUGCUCAAAAGCAACCGCCACGUUUGCAAAGACGUAGAAAAUAAGCAUUGUAAAUAACAUUUCUCAUAAUAUAUGUUUAUAUAUCUCUUCCAGUAUUCUAAAGCGAAUCCGGGAUCUGAUUGGAUGCAGUCCCAGCUAUUUAUAAGCUCAGAGAGCGGAAAAAAACUCAGGUUUUCGCUAAUAAACAUUUAGUAAUAGUCACUACUAACCCGCUUUUGGAAUACAGUACUUGAGAGAAAAAUGGGAAAAACUUAAAAAGUUUCUUUCGAUUUCAGUUCUCUUCCUGAUUAGAGCUAGGGAGAAAAAAUUAAUUCGAAAACGUUUCGGUAAUAUAAUUCUAUGUUUUGAGUCAUUGUCACCAAAGGAAUUUGACGACUAACAGCAUAACUCUAUAUAUGUUUAUUCCGAAAUCUUACUGUUCAACGAUUUUACGAAUGUUAAGAUAUCAAUGAAGCAAAUUAUUUUCGUAGCAACCGUUAAAGUUGAAACACAUUCAAUGGUAAAUUCUGAUUCAUGAAGCACUUUAACCAAGUGCUUCCUUGGGACGUGUAGACUGUAACAAAACUCUGUUCAUCUUUAUCAAGAUACUCUGAAUGUAAAAGAUGAAUUAUCUGUUCCGAAAUGAUGUAUUUCUCUGAACAGAUGUUAGCAAAUGUAUAACCUGUACAAGACGAUCUCAGUAAAUCCCUCAUUACAUUAGAAUCUCGUCUAUGGCUGCCAAACCCCUAUAAUAUAUUCCAUUCUGCUUAUCGAGAAGAUUCUGCUAAUCAAAAAUUCAGGGGAAAUUUUCCUGUCCCAUAAAUGAGCUUCACUCAUAGACAAAAUUUAAUUGUUUCAACAUUUUAAGUUCUUCCUUUUUCGAUUGCGCCACAUUGGUUAACCCAUGCAUUUCCUGGUCAUUAAAGUUGUGAUAUAUUUGAACCAGUCUCCAUAAGUAACAAAAUAAGGUUGUUUAUUCUAUCUCCCUUUGUCAGAAAUUUGAUAUGUACAUGUAUACAUAGUUCAGACAUCACUUGUUGUGGCCACGAUUAUAACUCAUUCAUAUCAAGCGAUUCGUAGCUUCUUCUUUAAUGUUUCCCUGUAGGCAAGACAGUUCAAAAUAUAUUAAAAUAUGUACUUAAAUCAA